AUGACAAGUCAGUACACGAGGACCAGAAAGGCCUCCCUCAACCUGCUGAAGGGCAUCGACAAAAAGCCCAAAGGUGGUCUGGCCCUGAUUCCCCGGCUGGAAAACGCUGAUGGGGCAUAUUUUUAUGUGGCCAAAAAAUACUCCUACGAGAGCAUUAGCGAGCCCGUCAGCUCGCUGGCCCGCGGCUGCGACUUCGUGCUGCCGUCCCGCUUCAAGAAGAGGCUCAAAGCCUUCCAGCAGGUUCAGGUCCAGACGAAGGAGCAGCCCCCACCGCCUGCACCCAGCCAGAGUGUGCCCGCCUUCUACUUCCCCCGCGGCCGCCCGCGGGACUCGGUGGACGUGGACGCCGUCAUCGCCAAGAUCGAGAGGACCUUUGCCCAGUUCCCACAUGAGAGGGCCGCCUUGGACGACAUGGGCAGAGUGGCCAAGGCCUGCGGCUGCCCUCUCUACUGGAAGGGGCCACUCUUCUGCGGGGCCGGCGGGGAGCGCACGGGCUCCGUGUCUGUCCACAAGUUCGUCGCCAUGUGGAGAAAAGUCCUGCAGAACUGUCAUGACGAUGCGGCCAAGUUUGUCCACCUGCUCAUGAAUCCCGGCUGCAACUACCUUGUACAGGAGGACUUCGUCCCCUUCCUGCAGGACGUGGUGAACACGCACCCUGGCCUGGCGUUUCUGAAGGAGGCGUCGGAGUUCCAUUCCCGCUACAUCACCACCGUCAUACAGAGGAUCUUCUACACGGUCAACAGGUCCUGGUCGGGGAGGAUCACAUGCGCAGAGCUCCGGAGGAGCAGCUUCCUGCAGAAUGUGGCACUCCUGGAAGAGGAGGCGGACAUCAACCAGCUGACAGAGUAUUUCUCUUACGAGCACUUCUACGUCAUUUACUGCAAGUUCUGGGAGCUGGACACGGACCAUGACCUUCUCAUUGAUGCGCAGGACCUGGCCCGGCACAACGACCACGCCAUUUCCACCAAGAUGAUCGAGAGAAUCUUCUCAGGAGCCGUGACGCGAGGUAAAAAAGUGCAGAAGGAAGGAAAAAUAAGCUACGCUGACUUUGUCUGGUUUCUGAUCUCCGAAGAAGACAAGAAAACCCCGACCAGCAUCGAGUACUGGUUCCGCUGCAUGGACCUGGACGGGGACGGGGCACUGUCCAUGUACGAGCUGGAAUACUUCUACGAGGAGCAGUGCCGACGGCUGGACAGCAUGGCCAUUGAGGCCCUGCCCUUCGAGGACUGUCUCUGCCAGAUGCUGGACCUGGUGAAGCCCCAGAACGAAGGGAGGAUCACGCUCCACGACCUGAAGGCCUGCAGGCUCGCCCACGUGUUCUUCGACACCUUCUUCAACGUGGAGAAGUACCUGGACCACGAGCAGAAAGAGCAGGUCUCCCUGCUCAGGGAGAGCGAGAGCGAGGGCCCCGAGCUGUCCGACUGGGAGCGGUACGCCGCGGAGGAGUACGACAUCCUGGUGGCUGAGGAGGCUGUGGGGGAGCCGUGGGAGGACGGGUACGAGGCUGAGCUCAGCCCCGUGGACCAGAAGCUGAGCGUGCUGCGGUCCCCGCUGGCCCAGAGGCCCUUCUUCGAGACGCCAUCUGGCCUGGGCGCCGUGGACCUGUACGAGUGCGGCUGCGGGGACGACGACCUGCAGCCCUUGUGACCCACCCGCCCGCGGGGCCGUCCUCGCCGCCUGCUGCUGGACGCGGCGGCUUCUGUUGAGCUGUUUUACGGAAGAUGAGUGCGUUUGUAUGGGAUGGUAGGUUUUUAUUUAUUCACCACGGGAGCUGGCUGAGGUGGGCACUGAGGUGCGUGUCCCACCCCACCCCCGGAGGGGCCGACACUCGUCCAGGAGCCCAGGCCAGCCUGGCAGGGAGGGGACACAGUCCUGGGCUCCCCUGAAAAUCAGGAUGGCCUCGCCCCACUGGCCAGCUCCCUAGAUAAUGUCUUUCGAGACUCAGCCCAGUCCUGGCUGACGGUUCACCCUGGAGGGAACCAGUCUCUGCUCCAAAAGGGUGGGUCUCAGGGUCACGUGAUGUGCUCGAACCUUGGGGCUGGGUGGGGUAGUCAGGAACAUUCCAGGAGCCCCGGCCCCACUGCAGCCCCAGAACCUUCUGUCUGUCCUGCACGGGCAUCUGGGUGCAGCCCCAGAACCUUCCGUCUGUCCUGCACAGGCGUCUGGGAGGGGGCGCCGCCCCAGCCCCAGCCCUCCCCACCGAGGCCACACCCACAUGAGCUUAUUUGACCGUUUUUGUGUAAAUGUACAAAGUAUGUAAAGUUAACUUUUAUUUGUUGUGCAGAGCAGUUUAAAAAUGUUUUAUGAGAUCACGUUUGUAUUUUCAAAUAAAGAAUUUAAGGAUUUUCAGC
Molecule: messenger RNA, 2351 nt
Organism: Vicugna pacos (alpaca)
Lineage: Eukaryota; Metazoa; Chordata; Mammalia; Artiodactyla; Camelidae
Gene: PPP2R3B
Product: protein phosphatase 2 regulatory subunit B''beta
Biological process (GO): protein dephosphorylation
Cellular component (GO): protein phosphatase type 2A complex
Molecular function (GO): calcium ion binding; protein phosphatase regulator activity
Source: RefSeq, a predicted model, not a curated record